AUGGCUGACCGCAUAUGGGACCAACCACCCCUCCUCACCACCGCUCCCAUCUUCGAAGAUGCCGUCUACCUCUCUGAGGCCCUGGGCCUGCCUGCCCAUCAGACAGAGGACGACCUGGAUGCCGAGCUCGUCGUGCUUGCCCGCGAAGCUGGCAUCCAGGAUCCCUAUCGCUUCAUGCCUUCACCAGCAACAAUCUCGUGCGCCAUGUCCACCAUGACUCUCGACAGCGACCAGACAAGUUCGCGGUCGAUGCACUCCCAGGAAACCCAGUCCACAGGCUUCACCUCGGCGCCUUCCCGUACUUCUCGGGACCAUGUCUACUCUGCUGACUACAUGUCGGCCAAGAGGAUGCCUCCAGCGCCUGCCCAGGCUUCUCAGUUGGCAGAGAAUUGCCAGCAACCCAUUGAACGUGUAGAGCCUGCCGCUCGACCAUCACUGUCUUCCAGCACGGCCACUUCAUCUUCUGUGACUUCCAAAGCAUCUUCUUCCCAGCAGGAGCAUACGCGCAAAAAGCGAGGCUCGGCCCUGUUCUCCUUGCUUCGGAAAGAAGCAAGAUACUUUGCCACAACUGGCCUGCAUUCACGUAAUGUCACGACGUAUGCUCAUAGUUGCCCUUCGGCAUUGCAUCGCAAACCCCCAGCCAAGUCCCUGUCUACAGAGUCAGUGUGUGGUCAUUGUGGAAGCCCAUUGCGACGCUCAAUAUCCGAAAAUAUACUAACAAAAAGCGAGCUGGGUCUUCUUGCCGGAGUCGAUACGAAAGCAUCAGCUAUAUCACUAGACGCACCAUCAUCUCCACAUGAGGGUUCUCAAAUUUCCAAGACAUCUUCUUCAGAAUCCAACAUGACAGCUCGACACGUGGAGCAAGAACCAGCCAACAUUGACUCUGCCCUAGCGUUAGAAGCGUUCAAGAGCUUCAGAGUUCAGCAGAAGGAACAAUGGGAUAGAGUCUCGAUGUUUGAAAGUAUCCAAAGAAAAGCCCUCGCAGCACACUACCGAUGCGAACUGGAGCGACUGCAAGUGAAUUAUGAAGCCCGUAAGAAGGAACGCACGAAGCAGCACGUAGAUGAUGUAGAUCGAUUGGAGGAACGGCAAGUGCUAGCUGAACACGACCUCCUAGAAGCCCAAGCCCAGGAAACACAAAACGUAGCAACAGCACUGAAGUAUAUCGAGGCCUACUGUCUCGGCACCAACACCUCACAAGAGCAAACGCACACCGUAACCGAAGACGACUUCAAAAAACUCUACCACCAAAAAAUGCUCCAACAAGGCCUCCCUCGAAAACACAUAAGCGCCAUCAACGUCCUCCGCGCGCGCCAAGAAGUCGACUUCAAGCGCCGCCUCGAAACCCAAGAAGCCGAGCUCCGCCAGCUAGACCUGGACCUGAAAAAAGAAGAAUCCGCCAAAGAAGCAGAGUACAAAAAAGACCUCGAGCACCUCGAAUCCCUGAUUGAAGCACGCAGACGACGACUCCAGCAACGAUGGGAACUCCGCUUUGAAAUGUGGAGGCUCGACUGGCAGAAUCAGCACAAGACGACAAUUGUGCACAAGCUGGAACAUGAGGAGUGGCCUGAGAGGGGAAGAGAAGGGGAGGGAGAAGAUGACGUCAGUGCAAUUCCCGAUGCGAGUGCUUUGGCGCAAUUUGCGAAAGUGGCUGCGUAA
Molecule: messenger RNA, 1659 nt
Organism: Bipolaris sorokiniana ND90Pr
Lineage: Eukaryota; Fungi; Ascomycota; Dothideomycetes; Pleosporales; Pleosporaceae
Exons: 2
Coding region: 1-1659 (552 amino acids)
Source: RefSeq, a predicted model, not a curated record